GUUUUUAAUUAGGACAUGUUUUACUCUCUCCUAUAGAAUUUAGGCAACCUCACAUACGAGGUUUUGAAUUUUUUUGAUGCGCGGUUUUGUACUUUAAAGCUGAUGCCAGAUAAAACUUUUCGGCUUUGCGUGACAUUUAUAACUUUCCAGCAAAGCGCAAGACGCAAAUGGUAUGCCAGAAUGAACACUUUGGCAACACCCGUUUCAUUUGUUUAAACGUCAAAAUCGCUGUGAAAUUAAUACAAAAAAUUAAAAAAUGUUUUUGGAGGAUAUUUUAGAAAUAUUAUUAGUGCUGUUAAUGCAUGAAGCUUUGAUGUGCUUGACAAAAACUCCAAGGCGGCGAUUUUGGGUCUGAAGUCUCUACCAAGACCGGGACAAGACAGGCCUGUUUGCCUCCAGUUUUGAGGAAAUGUACCAACGCGAUCCGGAACAGUUCAGAAAGAGUGUCCGGAUGACCACUUCGGUUUUUGACUUGUUGCACCAAUUUUUGGAGAAACGUCUUACAAAAAUGUCCAACAGGCCGUCAAUAUCUUCAAAGUGCAGACUUUUUUUAACGCUUACGUGACUGACUUGUAAUUCAGUUAGUAAAAUACCUAUGUAUGUAGAUAACUUAACCAUAAAUAUACAUUCAUAUGUAUUCUUUAACAUUUCAUUUAUAUGCAGAUAAUAUAUACAUAUAUAAUAAGUGAGGUGUGUGAUGCAAUUUGGGAGGAACUGGGGAGCAUCUACUUGCCGGUUCCGAAAAAACAUGAGUGGAAACGCAUUGCUGCUGACUUUAAUACUAUGUGGAACUUUCCAAAUUGUGUUGGCGCGGUAGACGGAAAGCACAUAACCAUUUCAUGCCCCCCCCAAUUCCGGCUCUAUGUAUUAUAACUAUAAAGGAAAUUACUCCAUCGUACUCUUGGCGAGUUGUGAUGCCAACUACACGUUCACGACCGUCGAUAUCGGGGCUUAUGGUUCCCAAAGUGACGGUGGAAUAUUAUGGAACUGUGACUUUGGGCAAGGGCUGUUGAGUGGUAAUUUAGAUUUACCUGUUGACGAUUACCUGCCAGGGACACUCAUCAAAUUCCCUCAUUUUAUGGUUGGAGAUGCUGCGUUUCCUCUCAAAAAUUGUAUUAUGCGGCCAUAUCCGGGAAUACGUUUGCCAAUUGAUCGUGAAGUUUUUAAUAAGCGGUUAUCCCGAGCGCGAAGAACUAUAGAAAACGCUUUUGGAAUUUUAUGCGCUCGUUGGAGGGUCAUGCUUGCACCGAUAUUUAUGCACCCACAAACAGCAGAAACAAUUGUAAAAGCGGCAGUGUUGCUACAUAAUUUUGUAAAAUUCAACGAUAGAAGUUACUGUCCCGCUGAUUAUGUGGACCAAUACCAAGGUGAAGAAGUUAUUAAUGGGCUGUGGAGAAAAGAAGUCCCAACGCCGUUGCGAAACCAUGGUCGCAUGGCUUGCAAUAAUGCAACAAGAGAGCAUUUGCGUUGCGGGAUCAAUUGAAAGACUACAUCAUGUCCAACCCAAUUUGAUUUAUUCAUUAAUAAUAACUGUGUGCAUGGCGAUUUUUGUUUAAUACUUGUGAUGUUUUUCAAGUGAAAAUUUUGUUGUACUAUUUUUAUUUAAUAUGGUUUAUGCUUUAACCAAAACCAUAGCACUAUUUCAAAGUUUAUGCAAAAUUUGAAAAAACGUAACAUAUUUUCGUUAAAACUUUGAACUUUUCAGUCUAAAUAAAAAUAAAAAAAUGUCUUGCCAUGCAGUUAUGGGCCCAUGAAAUCUUAGUAAAAUCAUUGGAAGUCUUAAACGGUUUAAAAUCGAAUUGAUUUUUAAUAAUUUUUUCUGGCUGAUGGCUUUUUACACUUUUUUCCAUAUAAACAAGAAUU
Rhagoletis zephyria (snowberry fruit fly) is the source of this 1863-nucleotide messenger RNA. RefSeq lists its product as uncharacterized. Lineage: Eukaryota; Metazoa; Arthropoda; Insecta; Diptera; Tephritidae. The record is from RefSeq and is a predicted model, not a curated record.